AUGGGCAGUCCUGCAGCCCUCUCCUCAACCAAAUUCUCAGAACAGGGCCAACGGGAGCCUAAGGUAGACCUGACAAGCAGUGCCAGUGAAGAGGCGAUGAAGCGAGAAUCACCAUUAAUGCCUCGCCUUCGCCCCAGAACUCGGUCCUCCUCCACUCGUCCUUCCGUCGCCCCUCCCGCCGAGGUUUUAUGUGUCAGCGGUGAGAUGUCACCCAAAAACUUGAUUCAGCAAGUAACCACCGAAGAUGCAAGUCCUCUUCUUGCCCUAAACACUGAGGAGAUACCCUGCGCCCCAAAUUCGCCUCCCAGGCCUUCUGUUACUGACCAAAGCGUUCAACAGACGGAAACUGUACCCGCAGUGUCCGUCGCCAAGAUCAACGGUGCUGAUAUCUCCGAGUCUGAUCCGUUGGCAUUGGCCGACGAUAGAUCAACGCAGGAGAAGACUCAGCCAGAGCAGGAUUUAAUUGAAAGUCCAGCACAGAAUGAGAGUUUGGCUUAUGACCCUUCACCAAUUUUUUCCGUUUCGCCUACUGGGCCUAUGCAUUCCUCAAACUCGUCGCCGAUAUCUGAAGAACCCACCAGUCCUAUGAAACUGGAGGUACCAGCCUCCCUUUCGGCGUCAGACUCCUCGACUGUGUGCAUGACCAUUUCAGAGGAGUCUUCUCUGGACACCUACCCAUUCCAGGGAACUCCUUCGACACUGAGCGAAAUUUCCGGCCAGCUUCAGGCCACGGAGACCUCAAAAGCUGCAACACCUCUAUCCUCCCGUCCUGCUAACCCUCCUUCCGAAUCCGCCUUCUCCCCUUCACUCCAAGACAUUUCGUCGAGUUCCGCGGAGCACUGUCUCCCGUCGGUGCACUUUUUCUUCCCCGCCUGA
Messenger RNA from Dibothriocephalus latus, 876 nucleotides. Lineage: Eukaryota; Metazoa; Platyhelminthes; Cestoda; Diphyllobothriidea; Diphyllobothriidae. The record is from the annotation of a GenBank genome assembly.